Messenger RNA from Adineta ricciae, 762 nucleotides. The record is from the annotation of a GenBank genome assembly. Lineage: Eukaryota; Metazoa; Rotifera; Eurotatoria; Adinetida; Adinetidae.
AUGUUGACAAAUAUUACUUAUUGUCCAGGCCGUGCCCAUCGGCGUUUAGAUCGCGUUUUAUACCCUUCUAUCUUUACAAAUACUUUAACAUUAUUAGAGAAAUUUUCACCUCCAGAUAUCUGUUCGUUAUCGUCGUUAGUACUCGACCGGUUCUGCUCGCAGGUCUUACCGGCUAUCGAACACAAUAUCCAAUGGAUGAACCUCGAAGGAUCAUCUUUAGAACGUGUUCUUUCUUCUGGAAAUUUUCUGCAUUUAUCUGGACUUGGUGUAUAUGGGAUUACAAAAACCUAUGCAUUGCAUCUUCUCUCUGAUGAAACCUUAUUAUGUCAUCAAUUGAGAAAACAAAUCUCAUCCCUCGCUGUUCAAACUACUGGUGAUGUUGGUUAUCGAUUUGAUCUCAAUGAACUUAUAUUUAAAAAUCUGAUUCACAUGUUUUCUAAUUUAAAAUCGCUCGAUUUAAAUCCAUUUAAGGUUUAUCAUCAGAUCACUACAAUGAGUAAAACUCAUUUAUCUGUUUAUUCUUCAACAUUGAGAGAAUCGUCGAUUCAAUUGCGUUGGAUCGAUGAUUGUCUUUACAUUCUUGACGGUCGUUUUGAUCAGCUUUGCGUGUUUAAUGUUAAAGUGAUGUAUUCGAGCCGUAGUCGUUCACUGUUAGAUUUUGGUCAAGUCAAUCCAUCAAAUCUACGAUCUCUCUCAUUCACAAAUUUAUUUGAAAUUGAUUGUUAUGACGAGUUUCUUGUACCAUUGUUGCAUCGUAUGUGA